Scophthalmus maximus (turbot) is the source of this 3995-nucleotide messenger RNA. It is a transcript of the gene slco3a1a, whose product is annotated as solute carrier organic anion transporter family member 3A1a. Gene Ontology annotation, cellular component: membrane. The transcript is spliced from 10 exons. Gene Ontology annotation, biological process: transmembrane transport; sodium-independent organic anion transport; prostaglandin transport. Gene Ontology annotation, molecular function: protein binding. NCBI's taxonomy places the organism in Eukaryota, Metazoa, Chordata, Actinopteri, Pleuronectiformes, Scophthalmidae. The record is from RefSeq and is a predicted model, not a curated record. Bases 497 to 2608 code for a protein of 703 amino acids.
AGAGAGAGAGAGAGAGAGAGAGAGAGAGGGGGAGAGAGAGAGAGAGAGAGAGAGAGAGGAGCACGGAGACAGAGAGCAGUCGUUGCCCGGGCGGGACCAUGACAGUCCGGGUCGGCAGCACGGAGACCGGAACCUGAGCCGAAACGCCACCGCGACGGACACGAGCGAGCUGACAGAGAGUCGCGCGCCCGCACUUCUCCCGUGCCUCGAGGGGAGUCCAUCACACAUGUUCCCGCGCGUCGACGAGGAGCCAGUGCUCCGGGCGCACACGAGCACCGGCAGAGCCCCGCGCAGUUCGGGUGUGCGUUUCGUCGCCUGUCAGGUGAAAGCGGGGAAAUCGUUGAAGCAGGACACACAGCGACCGGCAGCGGCGUCGCGGAUGUAGUCACCGGGGCACAAGUGGUGACAAACUCCGAGCGUCUUCCUACGCGGCCACUUUCGGCGUCUCGCAGACAGCGUGGUGUGGUGUCGGGGGGGGGAGUACGAAGGGAGGGGGAUGCAGGUGAAGAAGCACCGGGACUCGGAGCGGAGCGGCGGAGACAUGCUGGAAGCGGACGGGCCCCGCAAGAAGUCCUCGUGCUUCUCCAAUAUAAAGAUCUUCCUGAUAUCGGAAUGCGCCCUCAUGUUGGCGCAGGGCACCGUCGGAGCGUACCUGGUGAGUGUGCUGACCACCCUGGAACGGCGGUUCAACCUGCAAAGUGCUGACGUUGGAGUGAUAGCCAGCAGCUUUGAAAUUGGCAACCUGGCAUUGAUCCUGUUUGUCAGCUACUUUGGGGCCAAAGCACAUCGCCCCCGUCUGAUAGGCUGCGGGGGCAUCGUCAUGGCGCUCGGCGCCCUUCUCUCAGCUCUCCCGGAAUUUCUAACUAAUCAGUAUGAAAUAGGGGAAACGUGGAGGACUGAUGUGGGUCGGGAUGCUUGCUCCAACACAAGCAGCGGAGACGCUCAGCUGGCAGAGGACGCUGUGUGCGCCAACAAGACCAACACCAACAUGAUGUACCUGUUGCUGAUCGGAGCCCAGGUCCUGCUGGGGAUCGGGGCCACGCCGGUGCAGCCUUUAGGGGUGGCCUACAUCGAUGAUCACGUUAAGAAGAAAGACUCCUCACUCUAUAUAGGAAUCCUCUUCUCCACGCUGGUGUUUGGACCUGCCUGUGGCUUCAUCCUUGGCUCCCUCUGCACCAAGUUCUAUGUGGAUGCCAUCUUCAUCGACACCAGUAAACUGGGCAUCACUCCCGACGACCCCCGGUGGAUCGGGGCCUGGUGGGCGGGCUUCCUCCUGUGCGGUGCCUUACUCUUUUGCUCGGCUCUCUUCAUGUUUGGCUUCCCUCAGUCGCUGCCGACCAGGGAGAGAGAGGAGGGGGUAGACAGCGAGCAGGUUAUGCUCCCUCCCCCUCUGAAUGCAGACUACGAGCCACCAAAAGCCAGCAAUGGGGUUGCAAGCAACCACGAGCCUGCCAACAGCCCCACCUGCUGUCAGCAACUCAGGGUGAUUCCCAAGGUGACCAAGCACCUCCUGUCGAACCCAGUGUUCACCUGCAUCAUCCUGGCGGCGUGUAUGGAGAUCGCCGUCGUGGCCGGCUUUGCUGCCUUUCUGGGGAAAUACUUGGAGCAGCAGUUCAACCUCACCACCACCUCAGCGAACCAGCUGCUAGGUAUGACGGCUAUUCCAUGUGCGUGUCUGGGGAUCUUCAUGGGGGGUCUGCUGGUGAAGAAGCUGAACCUGUCGGCGCUGGGAGCCAUCCGCAUGGCCAUGUUGGUCAACCUGAUCUCCACCGCCUGCUACGUCUCCUUCCUCUUCCUGGGCUGUGACACGGGUCCCGUCGCCGGAGUGACAGUCCCAUACAGAAAUGAGACGCUGCGGGUGGGCGAGAAGCCAGAGGCUCAGUGCAUCAGUCAGUGCAACUGCUUCACCUCCUCCAUCAGCCCUGUGUGCGGCUCCAACGGUGUCACCUACCUGUCCAGCUGCUUCGCCGGCUGCACCCGGAGAGGAAGCCCUAAAACCACGUCUAACAUCUCUCAGAACCUGACGGGAUGUGGUUGUAUAUCAGCUGAUAGCGAAUUGGCCACGGCGGUUCCGGGUAAAUGUCCGACGCCAGGCUGCCAGGAGUCUUUCCUCAUCUUCCUGUGUGUGAUCUGUGCCUGCAGCCUGGUGGGAGCCAUGGCCCAGACUCCCUCUGUCAUCAUCCUAAUCAGGACCGUGAGCCCAGAGCUGAAAUCCUAUGCACUCGGACUGUUGUUCCUCUUGCUACGACUCCUCGGAUUCAUCCCCCCUCCUCUGAUCUUUGGUGCUGGGAUCGACUCCACUUGCCUUUUCUGGAGCUCGGACUGCGGCGACAGGGGAGCGUGCCUGCUGUACGACAACAUCGCCUACAGGCAUCUGUACGUGAGCCUCGCCAUCAUCCUGAAGGGCAUCGCCUUCCUCCUCUACACCACCACAUGGUACUGCUUACGCAGGAACUACAAGAAGUACAUCAAAAGUCACGAGGGUCACAUGACGCAGACUGAGUUUUACCCCUCGCUCACAGAAGGCCCCAAACAAGUUGAUCGGACAAAGUUCAUAUAUAACCUAGAGGACCACGAGGUUUGUGAAAAUAUGGAGUCCGUUUUAUAGCUUGUAAGGACACUGGACGUCCAUGUUCUCUCAAAGGAAUGUUUUAUGAUGCUUACUCUUCUUUUCUUGAAAGGAUGAAACAAAAUAUUUUGGGUUUUUUCAAAUACAAUCUAUUUGAUGCGUCACGUCCUCGAUAAACUUUUGAAAGGGUCCACUUUAGUCGUUUACGUUAAGAGCGAGGAUUUGCCGGUGAAAUCCUAUGUUGACUUGGUGGCAGACGACCUCUACAGCGCUGUCGGGCUCAGUCCUAGUUGAUUAUUAGUGAGCGGGCGUGAUGCUACGACAGCUAUAGUUGCCAUAUCGUUUUAGGUCUGUCACGAUCACAGUGAUCUGUGCAAAGACUCACGGUUUCCUUUCAGUCAGUGCACUGUGUGUUUCUGUCUGUCACUCUCGAAAAUGAGAAUCUUACGAUAAAACAAAAAACGUUUGGGUGGUUCUUCAGUUAUUCAUAUUUAAAAGUUGCCAAGUGUUUACAGACAAAUAGUUAAUCAGUAAAUGCAUUUAUUGUGUUGAUGCAGGAAGGUUUUCUUUUAAUAAAAAAAGAGAACAGGAAAAACUGACAGGGUUAUUAUACUGUAGUGGCCUAUUAGAUGUUUUAACUGUCCAAAAACUUUAAUUACAUAGUGUUUUCAUGGCAUCAAGCACUGUUCAAUUUCUUCUUCCUCUCUUGCUGGAUCAUUGGCACUGCCUCAGUGGUGCAAAUGUGCAAUUCCUAUCUGAUACGUCCACGUUUGUUACUAGUCUCGUGUCAGACUGCAGGGUGGUUUUCACUAUAGCAGAUUUUUUCAUUUCCAUGUUUGUUUGUUUGUUUGUUUGUUUUUUACAUCUGCAGAGUUUAUUUCGCCUAAUAUGUCUUAAUAAGGGAUUAUUCAACUAAGAGUGUUCAUUAUAUUUUCUUUUGACUUGCGCCUAGUGGAAGAGUUAAGACAAAAAAAUGAUGGAGUAAUAUUUUUUAUGUGUUUUGGACUUUAAAGGAUUAGGUGUUUAAUAUAUUUUAUUCCAUUAAGCCCAGGCUGUUUCAUUAGACUGUGUUUGAAAGGAGAGUUUAAAUUAUAUAUAACAUUUGUGUGUCCAAUGUCACAAAAGUGGUGGGACAAUUCAUAGCAAUAUGUUGCUUUAGUGGGGGGGUACGGAAGCUAGGCCUGGGAUACUUGGGAUGCAACAGGAGGCUGUGUGUAUACAAGGUGAAACCAAGUGAACAACACUGAAUUUAUUCCUGGACGUCUAUUUGAAGAACUCUUUUGACGCAACACUGCGCGUACGACCUGCUCCUCUACUGAUCUCUCUGCAGUUACAGUUUUGACAUAGUCUGUUUUCUUACUCUUUUUGUAUGGCAACAUAUCAUUUAUUUUACUCUGAAAAUAAAUACUUUUUUCAAAAAAAUUAA